Messenger RNA from Sclerotinia trifoliorum, 3655 nucleotides. NCBI's taxonomy places the organism in Eukaryota, Fungi, Ascomycota, Leotiomycetes, Helotiales, Sclerotiniaceae. The record is from the annotation of a GenBank genome assembly.
UCCCACUUUUUACCCACUUACCACUCGAUGAUAGCGCCCCUCUAAAAAAAUACCCUGAAUCUUGAUCUUUCAGCCUUCUUUCCUUCCUCUUUAACUUUAACUCUAUCCUGUCUACUCCGUACCGCACAGGAUACAGGAUACGUGAGUAUUGUUCAUCCAAGAACCCUAUCCCCCCCCGUCUUCAAUUCAUUAUCAAAUCCUAGACAAAUUCGAUUUCUUCCUGCGAUAUUUCAAGUCACGAGUUGAUCCAAGUUUAAGUUUAAUUGAGGAUCAUUCUUUCAUUCAUUCAUUGGAAAGGAAGGGAGGAAGAAAGCUUGGUUUGGAGCAUUUGGAGAAUCAUCGAGAACCUUUCUCGACUCUUUUCUAUAUUUUAGGUUGUCACUUGUUAUUUGCAAAAUCAACAGCAGCGAUCCAUCCUCGACCGGACAGUUUGCCUGGAUCAUCUUCCUGCCGUGUCAAAUCCGACAACCACAACCUCAUUACCAUACGGGAUUCGACUCGAUGUCGCGAUGAUCAGAAACCAUGGCACACACUUCCGAUAGAUAGCAUACGUUUGGAUGUUGGAUAUUUGGGAGACAGAGAGUCAUUCACCCAAGGGACACAUACAUAAUAUCAUAGAAACAAAAGGAUAAAAGCUUUGCGCAUCGACCCAAAUGGUUGUCAAAGCAGCAUCGAGACCUUCACCAAGGUCUUCUCAUUCACACUCUCAUUCGCAAUCACACAAAACUUCUACACACCCAUCUUCUACUACUCCAAUAAUGAGUCCCGGAGGAAGAGUACCUGCAUCCGGAGGGCAGAAUGUCCGGUCCCCAGGUCCUAGAACCGAACGAGUUCGAAGUCCAAGUCCAAACUAUUUUGGACUAGUGGUUGAACCGUCAAGUAACCCCAGAGACUCUGACUCCGUUCCUAAAGCUAAUUGGAGUCCUACCACGUCUUCCAUAGUUAGUCUCACAUCCUAAUCAUCCCCCUGGUGAUGUCAUUCUAACUUUGGAUCUUUUAGUUCUCAUUUGGUGACGGCACACCAGAACAUGUACCCAUAAACACGAAUCCUGCCUAUGAGGCUUUCAAAAAGCAAUCAGAAUCCAAUAACGGUUUCAACCUUAGUCAUGGGGGUCUAGCAAACUUCUCAAUGUCACCAGGUCCUUCCUUAAUACGCGCAAAGAAUGAGAGAAAGACAUCUAAACUCGAUAGACAUGACAAUCCUCCGUCACCUAGAUCUGUUCCAAGGAAUAGGAAUACCCCUUCGUUAGACGGUGAUAUUGGUAAUGGAUCAGACUCAGCAUAUGUAUCUUCCUCGGAGCGCGCAUCUACUUCAUCUAUAAACGCUCCUUCAUUUUUCGAUCAACCCCGUCAAAUGUCACCCGCCAGUUUUCACUCUUCAAUGCCGGCUGUUCAGAGAAAUACCCUCUCACAUCUAGACGAAAGGCAUCCUAGACUCUCUCUACCCCAAAAUGCAGUAGACCCUCCGUCUCCAAGACCACAACCACGAAGUCAACAUCAGCGAGCGGAGACACUGCCAUCGAAUUUGGAAGAUGGGCCAGGCAUGAUUACCCCGAUAGAGUUAAAGGAAAUGAUGGAUCGCUCUCCUUCGAUAGAAGUAUUGUUACUCGAUUGUCGAACUUACAGCAUCUUCUCGCAAUCAAGGAUUGGGAAUGCCCUCAACUUGUGCAUACCUACAACCUUGUUGAAGCGACCUUCAUUUAAUCUUCAAAAACUUCAAGAUACUUUCACAAAUGAGGAGGAUAAAACCAGAUUCUCCAAAUGGAAACAAGCUAGAUAUAUUGUUGCUUAUGAUAAUAGAUCUUCAGAUAAGAAAGAUGCAGCAUUGGCUAUCAAUACAUUGAAAAAGUUUAGCAAUGAAGGUUGGAAUGGAGCGAGAUAUAUAUUGAAAGGUGGAUUUGAUGCAUAUGCUCAGAAUUUUCCAAAGUCCAUUGAUCGGGGUUCAACACAAUCCUCACAGCCAUCCCGAAUUAAUCUUACCCUUGGAACAACAUUACCAGGAGUUGCACCAGUAGCGGGUGGGUGUGCUAUGCCAGCAACAAAAAAUGCAGCAAAUCCAUUUUUUGGCAACAUUCGACAAAAUCAGGAUCUAAUGGAUGGUGUUGGUCAAAGAGAUAUUACGGUUCCGGAGAACUUGACGCGAGAUGCAUCUGUGAUGAAUAUCAUUCCUAGAUGGUUAUCAAAGGCUGCAAGGAAAGAGGAUCAUGGCAAGAUUGUUUCAGACAGAUUUCUUCACAUUGAGCAAGCAGAAUUAGCAAGGAUGACAAAGGCAUUAAAUCAAGGAGUUAGGUAUGGAAAUGGGCCAGAUGUUAAAUCUAAUGAUAUUCAGAUUGCCGGGGUUGAGAAGGGAAGCAAAAACAGAUACAACAAUAUUUGGCCAUUUGAGCAUGCUCGAGUUAAACUUCAAGGUCGUACGGAAGGGAUGUGUGAUUAUGUUAACGCAAGUCAUAUCAAGGCAUCAAGGAGCAACAAACGUUAUAUUGCUUCUCAAGGACCUUUGCCUGCAACUUUCGAGGUUAGUAUUAUCACUAGACCUUUCAUUGCUCCUGUUAUUAACAUAAACCUUAGGAUUUCUGGAGUGUGAUUUGGGACCAAGAUGUACGAGUCAUUGUCAUGUUAACAGCAGAGGCAGAAGGUGGACAAUUGAAAUGUCACUCCUACUGGUCUAGCCAUGAAUAUGGUCACCUCAAGCUCAAGAAGUUGUCAGAAAAGAAACUCUACCUUGAAUCCAAUCGAAGACGAAACUCUACAGACCGAUCAGAUUCUGGACGGAGGCGGGCAAGCACUACCACCCAAAAUACUCCUCCUUCACCUACAACAGAAGAUGCUCAUGUUAUCGUACGAACAUUUACACUUUCCCAUGCCGCCCAUCCUUUUACCCCAAUGCGAGAGAUUACCCAGGUACAUUAUUCCUCCUGGCCAGAUUUUGCUUCCCCUGCAAAACCUAGUCAUCUUUUAGCUCUCAUCCAUCUCGCCAAUUCUAUACAACGUGCAUCCUCAUCCGUUACCGAAGUUUCUCGUCUAAGUGAUCCAGAACCAGAAAUCACUCGACCAAUGCUUGUUCAUUGUAGUGCAGGUUGUGGUCGAACGGGUACAUUCUGCACCAUUGAUUCCGUCAUUGAUAUGUUGAAGCGACAACACAAAGAACAAAAACAUGGAACCACACCCAUGGAAUUUGAUUCUACAAAUGAUGAUGGAUACUUGGGACAUGGAAAGAUAAAUACACAAGCGGAUAUGGAUUGGGUCUUUGAUCAGGAUACGGAUUUGGUGGAGAAGACGGUGGAGGAUUUUAGAGGUCAAAGACUUAGUAUGGUGCAAAAUUUAUUGCAAUAUGUUCUCUGUUAUGAAACGGUAUUAGAGUGGAUUGCACAACAGGUGGGGAAUAAUGGUUGGGGAGGUGGAAAUGGGAAUGGAAAUGGGAAUGGAAGUGUAGGGUCUAGGGGAAAUGGAAAUGGAAAUGGCAAUGGCAAUGGCAAUGGCAACGGAAACGGAAACGGAAACGGAAAUGGAAAUGGAAAUGGAAAUGGAAAUAGAGAUAGAAGUGGUAGUGUGGUCGAAGCUCAUUUUUAGCGUUUGUAGCGUUUGUAGCGUUUGAAAGCAUUUGAACCGUUAAGAGUUAAGAGUUAAUUUAUAAAUAAUCAACUCACUUAUAUCU